This is a messenger RNA of Vespa mandarinia (Asian giant hornet), 1164 nucleotides long. RefSeq names its product immediate early response 3-interacting protein 1. The record is from RefSeq and is a predicted model, not a curated record. Lineage: Eukaryota; Metazoa; Arthropoda; Insecta; Hymenoptera; Vespidae. Gene Ontology annotation, cellular component: endoplasmic reticulum membrane; Golgi membrane; COPII-coated ER to Golgi transport vesicle. Gene Ontology annotation, biological process: endoplasmic reticulum to Golgi vesicle-mediated transport.
GAAAUGAUCAAGGUACAUAUAUGUAUAUAUAUAUAUUACACGUUUCAUGUCUGUAAGUAUAGAGACCAAAAAUUUCUGAAACUCGUAUUUUUAUAGAUCAAUAAAAAUGGCAUUUACUUUAUGGUCACUUUACGAAGCUACUCUGUUAUGUUUAAAUGCUAUUUGUGUGCUAAACGAAGAAAGAUUUCUUGUUAAAAUUGGAUGGGCCUCAUGGCAAAACGUACAAGGAUUUGGUGAACCACCUACAGUUAAAUCACAGAUGUUAAACCUUAUUAGAUCUGUAAGAACAGUUGCGAAAGUUCCAUUAAUAGCUCUUAAUAUUUUAACAAUAAUUGUGAAGAUGGUUCUCGGUUGAAAAAAGAAAUCAUGUAUACAGCUACUUCAAUGUUAUUGCUGAAUUAAAAAUUAGCCAUCACAGCUGUUUAUGUAAUCAAAUCAUAUAUAUAUAUAUAUGUAUAUAUAUAUAUAUAUAUAUAUAUAUAUAUAUAUGUUUACUUUCUAUAUUAUUUUUUACAUUAAAAAUUAAAUCAUCAUAAUAGACAGAAAUACAUUUUAUUGUAAACGUAAGAAUAGGUGUAAACAUAUUUAUAAAAUUACCAAAAUAAAUUAAUGCACAGGAAAGAAAAAAAUAAAUGAUCACCGUGAUGAAAGAUACAAACAGAAACAAAAUAAGCUAUGAUUUGAAUUUUCAAGAUUUCAUCCAUAUGUUAUAUUAAUUCAAGCUAAAUAUAUAGCGAAAUUUUACGAUAUAUUUUACUUUCGAAUGAACAAAUGUCUAUUUAUACUCCAUAUAAUUAGAUACUUCUGUGUCUUCGUUAAAAGAUAUAUUGUAACCUAUGAUAAAUUAGAUCAGUGAAAUAUCUCGGUGUACCGUGGGAAAAUUUUUGAAGCUGAAUGAUAGCCGAAUUCGUAAGAUCUCCUUUCACUUUUUUAAGUAUGCCAAUUAUUGUUUAUAUGUUAAGCAAAUCAUGUCAAUAUUUCGUAAAUUGUUCGCGUUGUAUUUUUGGCUUAAAUGUUGUUAUUUUUGUAGACUUUAUAUAAAUUCUUUAUGUUAGAUACAUCGAAAUGGUCGUUACAUUUACAUUAUGUUCCUUUAGAUAAAACGAACAUAUUACUUUUUACCGUCUUAUACAUUGCUAUUAAAAAUAUGGUUAAGAAAUCGUC